Molecule: messenger RNA, 2894 nt
Organism: Nelumbo nucifera (sacred lotus)
Lineage: Eukaryota; Viridiplantae; Streptophyta; Magnoliopsida; Proteales; Nelumbonaceae
Product: myb-related protein 315-like
Source: RefSeq, a predicted model, not a curated record
UUAUAUAAUUUAUUUAAUUACUUGUUAGAUACUUAGAUUUAUGAUUAAUUGUUGUUUCUAAGUUCUAAUUAAUUUUUGUGCAUAUGCAUUAUAAUAGUGUAACACUGUGAAUCUGUGAGACCGUGAUACACUGAUACUUGGGAGUUGGGAUUUAGAAUUUAGAAUUUGACCAUUUAACCCUUCAACAUGGCACCCAAAAAAAGGAAGAAGAAGAUAUUUGUUGGAAAUAUGGCACUAGGGUUGAUGGAAACCAACUCCAUACAAAAUGCAACUUUUGUGGGCAAGUUAUGAAAGGUGGUGGUGUGACCCGUUUGAAACAUCACUUAGUAAGAGGAUAACCUAAUGUUGUUAGUUGCCCUAAAUGCCCAUAAUAAAUUUCUAAAGCGAUGCAGAAACAUCUCAAAGAACAAGAAAUGUUGAGAAAUCAACGAGAAAAUGAUAAAAAAAAUGAUUAGAAGAACAUUGGAGCCUAGAGAUGAUGAUGAAAGAGAGGAGGACAUAGAAUCAAUACCUCAAUAUUUUAACAUCGAUGAUGAUGAUGAUGAUGAUGCAGAGCAAAGAACAUAUAACAUGGGAAGACAUGCAUCAUGAGCUACACAAUGGGAAGAGGAGCAACUACAACGAUUUCAAAGAAGUAGGUUUGUAUUUGUAGAUUAAGAGUAUUAGGGAGUGGUGGUUCAUCACAAGUAUCAUGGUCAAGGAGUAAAAGUAAAUUGUUUUGUACACCGAUUAUGAAAGGAGCGUUUUCAAAGCUAAAUCCUUUUAAAAAAUCUUCAUCAAGUAGGGACACUCUUAAUAUUGAAGAGAUUGAUAGAUAUUUAUUCAGGGCCCACAAGAUUUGCCACUCAUUACAUUGCACUACAAAGUCUUAUUUCUCAAAAAGCAGCAUUGAGAGUCAUGAUUGAUUCAGAUGAUUGGAGAUCGUUGCAACAAAGUAAAACAUCAAUUGGGUAAGAAGUUGAGAAAAUAAUCAGUGAUUUCAAUUUUUGGAGAAUGGCUUCUCUAUAUUGUAAUAUGAUUGAGUCCAUCGUUAAAGUGUUUCAUAUAGUUUAUGGUGAAAAUGGGCAACAAUGGGAAUUAUAUAUGAAGCAAUGCGAAGAGUUGUUUUAGAAAUCAAAAAAGCUGGCCCAAAUUCCCAUAAAAAGAUCAUAAACAUCAUAGAGAAGAGAUAGGAUUCACAAUUCGUCCAUCAUAUUCACAAAGCAGUGUUGAAGAUUUAUUAAGUUCUUUGAAAAAGGUGGUUGCAAAGUUGGAGCCUAAUGAAGAUAAUGCUACCAUUGCAAUCCGAGAGGUCAAAUUAUUCCAUGAGGCAUUGGGAGGAUUUGGAGAUAGUUUGGCACAGAGAGCAAGAGAUAAAACUAACCCAGGUUGAGAAUAAACUCCAUCACUUUGUUACCAUUCACCAAUUUAAUGAAAGCAUGAAUAUAAUGAAAGUGAUCAAGCAUCUUUGCUUCAAUUAUAAGCCCUUCUGGUGUACCCCCUGUAUUCUCCGACUGCCAUUUCUCUGGGGUCUCAGCUUCUCUCUCUCUCUCUAGUCUUUACCCAGUUCCUUCUAUUGACAAACGUUGGUGGAAUGGGGAGAAAGCCUUGUUGCGAGAAGAUUGGAUUGAAGAGGGGUCCAUGGACAAUCGAGGAAGAUCAUAAGCUCAUGAACUUCAUCCUCAACAAUGGCAUACAAUGCUGGCGUCUUGUUCCCAAGCUUGCAGGUCUCAUGAGGUGUGGGAAGAGCUGCAGAUUAAGAUGGAUCAAUUAUCUGAGGCCCGACCUCAAGAGAGGAGCGUUGUCGGAGGUGGAAGAGGAUCAGAUAAUCCAACUCCAUUCUCGUCUCGGUAACAGGUGGUCUAAGAUUGCAGCCCAUUUUCCUGGUCGCACAGAUAACGAAAUCAAGAACCAUUGGAAUACGCGAAUUAAGAAGAGGUUAAAGAUCAUGGGUUUAGACCCUGUAACCCACAAGCCAAUUGAGCAACGCGAAAAAUGCAACUCUGAAGCUGAACAACUUUCACGGUUUCAUUCCCAAAGAGAGCAACAGAAAGAUUUAAAGAUUGAGCCGUUGGACACUCCAGGACUAGAGGACGCUCCAUUGCCUCAGAUGGAAGGAGAAGACAGUUUUCAACCAGGUUCAGAUGAAACGAUCAAUGUUUUGCAUGGUUAUGAGAUGUUGUGGGAAGACUUGGACAUGGGAAUGAUGAUCAAUCCAGAAAACAAUCCCACAAAUAGUUACAGUUCUUCGUUUUCUUUGGAAGAUUCUUUCAGCCGAUCAACUGGUGAAUCCUCAUCUCUGCAAGAAGACUCUGGGCAAUGUUGGAUCAAUAAUGUAAAUUAUUCAAUCCCUCAAUGGGAUUUGUUCCAUAACGUAGACGAUAUCUUCCUUUUGAAAAAUAACCAAUAAAUGUCUGUUCUCUAUUCCCUAAGGCCCUGUGCUCCCAGGUAUGAGUGAUCUCAAGGAAGGAAGAAAAAAAGAACAAAGCACAAUAUAGUUAUUGAAUAUCUACUUGUGACAAUUGGGAUUCAUGUCAUCUCAUCUCCCUCUGAGUUUCAGAACCCAAAUACUCUAUUUCCUAAUUCACCCAUCUCCUUCCCUUAGGUUCGUUCAGUUAAUUUCCAUUGUUUUAGUCCCCAAACUUGUAUUUCUUAUUAUGGGUGUUCUUUCUUUUAGUUCCAUUUGAUUACUUCAAACAGUAAAGAUCAAAUUUGGGCGACAAAUGAAUCAGUAACUGUAUAUCAUUACAGCCUGAAAAGAUUAAUCUGAUAGGGGUGGAGGAGUGGGUUUGACUCCUAGGAUUGGACUCACUGUACAUUUUUAUCUUCUUGUAUCUUUUCUGUAAGUAUGUUUUCAUAUGUAAAACGUUUGUAUGAAGGCUUGUCCUCUAAUCAAUGGAAUCUCAAUUAUUUCU